Molecule: messenger RNA, 523 nt
Organism: Hordeum vulgare subsp. vulgare (domesticated barley)
Lineage: Eukaryota; Viridiplantae; Streptophyta; Magnoliopsida; Poales; Poaceae
Product: V-type proton ATPase subunit e1-like
Exons: 3
Coding region: 94-303 (69 amino acids)
Biological process (GO): proton transmembrane transport
Cellular component (GO): proton-transporting V-type ATPase, V0 domain
Molecular function (GO): proton-transporting ATPase activity, rotational mechanism
Source: RefSeq, a predicted model, not a curated record
CACCACCACCACCACCACCGCCUGCUCCUCCUUCCCCUCGUCUCCUCCUCCUCCUCCAACCCCGACGAGACCGACCCGGCGACCGAUCCGGCGAUGGGGUUCCUGGUGACCUCCGCCAUCUUCUUCUUGGCCGGCUUCAUCGCCUGCAUGUUCUCGCUCCUCUGCUGCAACCGCGGCGCCUCCACCAACAUAUUCCAUUUGACUCUGGUUAUUACCGCUACAGUUUGUUGUUGGAUGAUGUGGGCAAUCGUGUACCUCGCGCAGAUGAAGCCUUUGAUCAACCCCAUCCUGAGCGGCGAGUGAGCCCUGCCCCGAAGAUAAUUUAAGAUCCGCUCACAAUGUAUCAUUAUUCGGUUGAGAACCUCUAUUCAUUUUGUUGCCAUGACUGGAAUAAAGAACCUGCUGUGAGAUUUUGCUACUCGUCCGUCCUCCGAAGACACUUCCGAGGAGGCACGCUGUGAUUAGUGUAUGCAAAUUGUAUUAUAUACACAAUAAUAAUAAUGAUGACGAUUCUGUUUAUCCA